AUCAAAACUACGACUCAAAGUUUUCGAUAUUUAAAAACAUUUAUUUGCAUCAGACGUCAAAGAAAUGCAAACUUCUGUUUUUAUCGCUGCUGUACAAAAAACAAAAAUUUGGCAUAAUCGAAAUUGAAUGAAUCGUAACGUCGUACAUUAAACUUGUUUCACAUGUUUAGCGUUACAAUUCAGUGCGCCUUGUUUGUUUCUCACCAUGAUUGUGUUUAAGGACAUGAUUACUGAGGAUGAAAUGUUCACAGACUCUCACUGUCCUCGUGUCGUCGCGGAUUUCUUUUAUGAAGUAGAAUCGAGGUUUACGACAACUUCAAGUAAGGUGGAUGGGAGACUUAUUGGCGCCAACCCUUCUGGUGAGGGUGAAGACGAUGAAGAUGUGGAUGAUACGAGUGAAAGGGUCAUUGAUUUAGUUCACGCUAAUGGUUUCAUUAGUGUUCCUUAUGACCUAAAAUCAUACAAAGCUCAACUUAAAUCGUAUUUAAAAGCUAUAAAAGAACGUUUGCAAAAGACUGAUCCAGACAAGCUACCCUUACUUGAAAGUCAGGUCAACAAGUACAUGAAAGAUGUCUUUGCAAACUUUGACCAAUAUGAAUGUUUCACGGGGCCGUCAACUAAUCCUGAAGCCAUGGUAGUUUUGAUGAACUUCCGUGAGGACGGUAUGACACCAUACUUCGUUUUCUUCAAGGAUGGAUUGAUUCACGAAAAAUGUUAAGGCGCCUCGUCUUUGGAAUCUUGGAAAUCAUGAACAUCUUGUAAUUUACAAAUACAAUGUGAUAUGUUUCUGAAUUACUGCUUUUCUCAGUGAAUGUAUACAUUAUCAAGUCAAUCGCUCAGAGUAAGGGAAAGUGAGUUGGUCGUAAAGAUCAUUGUCUUGAUCGCCUAAGCAACGUCUAAUGGUUCAAAUGGUUGUAAAAAAAGAAUGACUUUCGGUUAAUGGACUUCCGUAUCCAUGAAUUGCCGAUGCUUAGAGGUAUGAACCUGGGCAUGCUUAUCAAACGUAAGAGUAAUGUUGGUAAAUAAUGUUGAAGUACUGUUCUAAAACCUUAGUAAUGUCCAGUUUCCUCUUGAAAGACUCCUGAGAAAUCUCUUAGACCAUCUCAGCCAACCACCACCGAACUAUCUUGUAAUAAGUUAAACCACGCGGAUUAGCUCUUCACCGCAAUGUGAUUGUAAAAACGGUCUUUCGACUUUACGUAAGUGCCCAAGUCACUCAUUCGACCACCAGUAUAAUCAGAACGUCCGCAACACUUCAGCUCCUUGGCACUAGGUAUUACGAAGACGUAUUUUUCGUAGCUGUUAUAGUGUACUAAUAUGAUUAGUUGUCUUAUCAACACAAAUAAUAAAACCAGAAAUAUCAAGCUUUAGUCUGAUCAUUCCAAGCAUAACAGUAAACGAGUCCACUAGAUUUUGUACUUCAUUGUGAGGCGUUAAACCUCGGCCGGUUGUAUCGUCAAUUCAAAUCAGUUUACAGAAGAUUGAAGACAUCGACUUUGGCGAGUUCUAAAAUGUUUAGUGUCAAUGUGAACAAGAAACAAGUUUAAUUAGUCCUGUAGAAUCUAAGACUAUCAAUGGGUAAUAAAAUUCAAUACCUAGUCGGUUAUCGCAUUAUGUUUUCACUACGAUUAUGAUUGAUCUCCCACUGAUCACUAAUAUAUCUCGUUUGUGACAAUGUUAUUUCUAUUUCUGUGUUAGCGACCUUAAAAAUUCGACAUUGUGAAUGGCUAAACAUGUGCCAGAAACGGCUCAGAC
Molecule: messenger RNA, 1755 nt
Organism: Schistosoma haematobium
Lineage: Eukaryota; Metazoa; Platyhelminthes; Trematoda; Strigeidida; Schistosomatidae
Exons: 4
Coding region: 206-718 (170 amino acids)
Cellular component (GO): cytoplasm
Molecular function (GO): calcium ion binding
Source: RefSeq, a predicted model, not a curated record